Molecule: messenger RNA, 1820 nt
Organism: Phragmites australis (common reed)
Lineage: Eukaryota; Viridiplantae; Streptophyta; Magnoliopsida; Poales; Poaceae
Product: probable glycosyltransferase At5g03795
Exons: 4
Coding region: 73-1752 (559 amino acids)
Molecular function (GO): glycosyltransferase activity
Source: RefSeq, a predicted model, not a curated record
AAAGCUCUGGUCCAGCUAGCGUGUGAUGGGUGUGCAUCCUUUGCCUUGACACCGUACCUACGGCCACCAGCCAUGAGAGCCACCGGCGCCACCUCCGCCUCUGCGGCUCCUUGCUCAACCAUGCCGUGCUUGCACGGACAAGGCCAUGCUGGCAGGGCUGCCGCCUACGCGGUGGCGGCGUGUCUUGCGCUUGUGACCUUUUUGAUGGUGGUGUCCUUGGACCCCGGAACGCAAGCAGCUUCCUGGUUCCUGUCUUCUUCUUCCUCCUCUCCGUCCUCCUCCUCUUUGCAGCCAAGUGGAGGUGGCGGUGGCGGUGGGCACCUCCUAGCCACCUCCAGCUCUUACUCCGACGGCGGCGACGGCGGUAGGAACAGCACGGGCAAGGAAGUGAACGAGGAGGUGCUGUUUCAGCAGCAAGGUGGUGAUGACUUGCUGUCGUUGAUCAACUCUAGCUCCGGCCAUGGCACGCCUGACCUCUCCGUCACACCGCCGCCCGCCGCACCGGCACCGGCUCCAGAACCGGCUAAGGAAAGCUCAAACGAUGCAACUCAUGUCAUGCCACAAGUGCGAAGGAGGGACGUGAAAUUGGAGCGACUCGAACUCGGUCUCGCGAAAGCUCGGUCAGCUAUAAUGGAAGCUAUCCGAAACAAGGACAACCGGCCUCCCUUGAUCGACAAGGAUUACGUGCCAGUCGGGCCAGUGUACCGGAAUGCCUAUGCAUUUCACAGGAGCUACCGGGAAAUGGAGAACCUGUUCAAGAUCUACGUCUACGAGGAAGGCGAGCCGCCGGUGUUCCACGACGGGCCGUGCCGCAGCAUAUACUCAACGGAGGGCAGGUUCAUAUACUCCAUGGAGAUGGAGAGCCGGAUGUGUACCAGAGACCCGGGCCUUGCCCAUGUCUUCUUCCUGCCGUUCAGCGUUGUCAAGAUGGUCAAGAUGAUCUACGAGCCGAGCUCGCACGACAUGGGCCCGCUCCGGCGAACCAUCUCGGACUACGUCGGCGUGCUGUCGACCAAGUACCCCUACUGGAACCGGAGCCUCGGCGCGGAUCACUUCAUGCUGUCCUGCCAUGACUGGGGGCCGUACGUGUCGUCGGCGAACGGGCACCUCUUCGCCAACUCCAUCCGCGUGCUGUGCAACGCCAACACGUCGGAGGGCUUCAACCCUUCCAAGGACGUGUCGCUGCCGGAGAUCAACCUCCGGAGCGACGUCGUGGACAAACAGGUCGGCGGCCCCUCGGCGUCGCACCGGCCGAUCCUGGCAUUCUUCGCCGGCGGCAACCACGGGCCGGUCCGUCCGCUGCUGCUGGAGCACUGGAAGGGCAAGGACCCCGACGUGCAGGUGAGCGAGUACCUGCCCCGCGGCGUGUCGUACACGGACAUGAUGCGGCGCAGCCGGUUCUGCCUGUGCCCCGGCGGGUACGAGGUGGCGAGCCCGCGGCUGGCGGAGGCCAUCUACCUGGAGUGCGUGCCCGUGGUGGUCGACGACGGCGACUACGCGCUGCCGUUCGGGGACGUGCUCAACUGGGCCGCGUUCUCGGUGCGGGUCCGCGUGGCCGACAUCCCGCGGCUGAAGGAGAUUCUCGCCGCCGUGUCGCCGCGGCAGUACAUCCGGAUGCAGCGGCGGGUACGGACGGUGCGCCGGCACUUCUUGGUGCACGGCGGCGCGCCGCGGCGGUACGACGUGUUCCACAUGAUCCUGCACUCGGUCUGGCUCCGGAGGCUCAACGUCAGGGUCAUCGCGCAGGGCUGAAGGAUUCUUGGAGCAGAGCAGGUUGGUUCGUUGCGUCUUUUGUAGAUUUUGACAGGGGUUGGAGAGAU